This is a messenger RNA of Rana temporaria (common frog), 405 nucleotides long. RefSeq names its product placenta-specific protein 4-like. Lineage: Eukaryota; Metazoa; Chordata; Amphibia; Anura; Ranidae. The transcript has a single exon. The record is from RefSeq and is a predicted model, not a curated record. Bases 1 to 405 code for a protein of 134 amino acids.
AUGGACGCACCAUGGACGCACCAUGGACUCACCAUGGACUCACUAUGGACACACCAUGGACUCACUAUGGACGCACCAUGGACUCAAUAUGGACGCACCAUGGACUCAAUAUGGACGCACCAUGGACGCACCAUGGACUCAGUAUGGACGCACCAUGGACUCAAUAUGGACGCAUUGACUCACCAUGGACACACCAUGGACACACCAUGGACACACCAUGAACACACCAUGGACACACCAUGGACUCACCAUGAACACACCAUGGACGCACCAUGGACACACCAUGGACGGACCAUGGACGCACCAUGGACUCACUAUGGACGCACCAUGGACUCAGUAUGGACGCACCAUGGACUCAAUAUGGACGCAUUGACUCACCAUGGACACACCAUGGACUCACCAUGA